This is a messenger RNA of Cylicostephanus goldi, 324 nucleotides long. The record is from the annotation of a GenBank genome assembly. Lineage: Eukaryota; Metazoa; Nematoda; Chromadorea; Rhabditida; Strongylidae.
AUGUGCCAUGAGCUCUUAUUAUUCUAUUCUAACUUUCUGCGUCCAUUCUUGCAGUCGCUCUACAUCGUCAUUACUAGGCUGCUUGCCGGUGAUUCUGUUGCUGAGGAGUCCAAGACAGUCAAACAAUGGUGUCAGAGCUGCAUCAUCAAUCCGACACUCCUACCAUUCCCUCUUCUUUUGGAAGCAGUAAAUUCGGAUUCAUUUCGCAAUUGUAUUCGAUUACUGCGCUAUAAGGAUAUACUCUCAAGUGACUCCACUCAUCUGGAAGUGACGAAGAGCGAAGAGAUUCGUGAAAGAAUCUUACGGUUUCUUGCUAUACAAUAG